This is a messenger RNA of Dreissena polymorpha, 6615 nucleotides long. RefSeq names its product max dimerization protein 1-like. The record is from RefSeq and is a predicted model, not a curated record. Gene Ontology annotation, biological process: regulation of transcription by RNA polymerase II. Bases 122 to 736 code for a protein of 204 amino acids. NCBI's taxonomy places the organism in Eukaryota, Metazoa, Mollusca, Bivalvia, Myida, Dreissenidae. The transcript is spliced from 6 exons. Gene Ontology annotation, molecular function: RNA polymerase II cis-regulatory region sequence-specific DNA binding; DNA-binding transcription factor activity, RNA polymerase II-specific; protein dimerization activity.
ACAAUCAUUUCUGCCUCAACGUGAAAAUCUCGCCUGUCAAAACAAAACUGACGUUCGAAUGGUAGAGUUGAAACGAAAAUUUUAAAACAAGAUAUUUGGUGUUGCGUUUUUUUAAGCAAACAUGUUUCAUAUCGAGCAACUUCUCCAAGCUGCGGAAUACUUGGACAGACGUGAAAGAGAAGCCGAACAUGGCUAUGCAUCAAGUCUGCCUGAGCCAGAUGAAUAUAGCUUCAAGAAACGUUCAAAAUCAAAGAAAACUCAGGGAAAUAGGUCAACACACAACGAAUUGGAAAAGAACAGGAGAGCCAACUUGCGAUAUUGUUUAGAAAAGUUAAAAGACAUUGUGCCAUUGGGAUCAGAUUCCUCCAGACACACUACUUUAGGACUUUUAAUGAAAGCAAAAAGUUUUAUUAAGACGUUGGAAGACAAAGAGCGAAAGACGUCGACCGUCCGUGAGCAGUUGAAGCGGGAACAGCGAUUUCUGCAGCGGCGACUUGACCAGCUGACCAACGGUCAAUACCGCGUGCGACAGGAACGAAGCAUCAGCGAAUCCUCCACGGCAACUAAUUCUACCUCCUCCUCCAACUCAGAAUCAGAUGAGAUUGAUAUCAUUGGCUAUGGCAGUGGCAACAGUGACAUUGACGACCAUAGCAGCAUAGAGAGUGGGUCAAGUGACGGGUUUACGAUCUCAGCCAAACGCAUUAGAUUAAACAGUUCCUAUUCAGAGUCCAUCUGAGGGGGAUCUAUGUCUGGGAAAUUUGUAGUCACAUUUUCCCAGCUCUGUUAGCUAUCGUUAUGUCUUUGUGCAGUUAAUUUUUAUUGUUGUAUAAUUGUGGAUGAAAAGACUUUAAGUUUAUGAAGAAGAUCUGUUAUUGUGGGGUUUUUACAAACAUAUGUUGCCUGGUGAUGUUAUGUUAUGUACAUUUACCCUCGGCAGUACGCAACAUUAUAUGCAUAUAGUUGAAAUUAUUUAUUAAAUUGUGAAAAACUGUUUAAAAAAUCUUGAAAAAAUCAUAUAAUAUAUUCUCUUAGUUUUGUUUCAUGGUGUAUUGACCACCUCAUAUUCAUUGUUGUCUGCAUGGUUAGUUGUAUGAUAGUUUAUUCCAGUUUUGAGAUUUUUGUUUCUGUACAAGCUUUAUUCUGUUACUGGUAAUGUCAUGUACAAUGUCAAAUUAGUGUAAAAGUUAAAAAUACAAAUUAAUAGUCCUGCUGGUGCUUUCAAGUAAGGUUUCCAAUAAUUGUUGAUCUUUCACAUGCUUGUUCUGUUCAUAUUCAGUGCGUUUUGGAAAUGUUUGAAAUGUAUGCUCAUGUGAAUAUGACUGAAAUUAGAACCAAAGAAUGUGUUCUUAAGUACAAAGUUCUCACAAUAGUCCUCAAACAAACGAUUGAGCAUAGAGAAUGCCUAAUCACCAUGGGUAGUUGAGCAUGGGGAUCAUAAAAGGAAACGUCUCAUGUGUAAAGAUACAAGUUUGUGAUAAGUUACUUAUUUUACGUCAAUCGUUGUUUUCUAAUGUGUGAUUAAUGGUCUGAUAGUGGUAUUUCGUAAUGCAUUCAAAGAUAUGUUGACAACAGUUUGAAGCCCCCCCCCCCCCUCCUUCUCCAACCCGGGGUCUAUUGAUGCAGAGAUACCCGGUAUGUUAACAAAUAUUUUUGUGCUACACAAUCUUCACUUUGUAACAUCAAUGCUUAUAUAGUUACAUUAAGUCUAGGAAAUCUUAAAACAGAAAUACAGAUAACUGUGCUAUUUAUUGUAUUUCUGCAGAUAUUAAUAGAAACAUUUAGCGUUUUCGCACAUGCAAAAAAAGUGCUUAUGGAUUAAACCGAAUAAUUGUAGUUUUAUUCUUUUAAAUGCGUAUUCUUUAUGAAUGCAGUUUGUACAACAGCCUCUUUUGAUAUAGUUGCUUUUGUUGGCAUGGAGUUACCAACCAAAUACUGUCCACAUAAUAGCUGCAGAGUAAGGAAACAUGUUGAAGUUGAUAUGGGCUAGUGUGACGAGCCUUUUAUUAGCAAAUACUUGCCAUAAAAUGCAUAUUCCUAUGUCAUCAGAAUAUAGUAAGAGUGUCGAAUCUAAAGGUUGCUUGUGUCAUGUGUUUUUUUAAAGAUGAUUAACCAUCUUGAUAACGAAGGAAUAGUUUGCAUGAUAGUAUUAUUUGGAGAAUAAAAUUCAGUCAUAGCUGUAACAAAAUACAAGGCAAUGGUAUUGAAAACGGGAACAAAAGACAGCUUGUGCAUAUGAACUGAAACAACAUAAUAUCAAGAAAAAUUCACCUAUAUUAGCCUUCAAGGCCUCAUUGUAACAUCGAAUGAUAUGGAGCCAAUUAGUCUAUGGUAUUCUAUAUAGAAUGUAUCCACUGCUUGUGUUUGAGCAUUGUUAUUCAGUAUGUUUGAAGGCGUUUUGCGCACAGAUUUGUUAUGCUUACUUUACUAUGCCCCCCUUAGAAGAAGAGGGGGUAUAUUGUUUUGCACAUGUCGGUAGGUCGGUCCGUCCGUCCACCAGAUGGUUUCCGGAUGAUAACUCAAGAACGCUUAUGCCUAGGAUCAUGAAACUUCAUUGGUACAUUGAUCAUGACUGGCAGAUGACCCCUAUUGAUUUUGAGGUCACUAGGUCAAAGGUCAAGGUCACAGUGACUCGUUCUUGGAUGCAGUUUAGGACCACAUUUGCAGAUUAUAUUAUGUACUGUUGUGGUGGGGUCUCUGUCCGUCCACCAGAUGGUUUCCGGAUGAUAACUCAAGAACGCUUGCGCCUAGGAUCAUGAAACUUCAUAGGUACAUUGAUCAUGACUUGCAGAUGACCCCUAGUGAUUUUCAGGUCACUAGCUCAAAGGUCAAGGUCACAGUGACAAAAAACGUAUUCACACAAUGGCUGCCACUACAACUGACAGCCCAUAUGGGGGGCAUGCAUGUUUUACAAACAGCCCUUGUUGAUAUAUAAGAUGCGUUUUGAAAUUGUGAUAAGGAUAAUUACUUGCAUGACAACUGCCUUGUAUGUGUCGUUUGAUGCCAGUUGUGCAUUUCCAGAGAACUAAUGUUGUGAAACAAUCAAAGAUAAUGUUGUUUUGAAUGAAAGUUUUAUACAUCAGUGUGAUUUUUCAGAGGUAGUCGACAACUUUGCUGUUGUAAGCAUAGACAGAUAUUGAUCUCAAACUUGAUAAAACAAGCCCAUUUUUGGUGACUUCUUUUACGAGAUUCCUUUUUUAAUUGAAUGAAUGGCCACUACCAAAUCAAGUGUGCAUCAUAAGUGUUCAUCUGAGUUGAAAUCCCGUCAGCAAAUUGUCAGCUUAUCUGAUUAAUUUAGUUUUAUUGACCAGUUAUUUUAUUAUUAUUUUUUUAAACUAGUUUUGCAAACAUUGAUAUUACAUUUUCCAAAUAAACCAGUAGCUACCUUCUCUUAAUUAACCAGUCUUGGCUAGUUAACCACUGCUAUUUGUCUUUUUUAUGUACGGAGAUAUUUUUAUUCUUUUGUUGGAACUAGCAUGUUAAGUGUAUGUCAUAUUUAAGUUAUUGUAAGUCAUGUUUUCUUUUUAUGGUUCACUAUAAUUGUUAAAGCCUUAGUCAUUGAUUGUGAAUACAUCAAAUGUUGGCAAAAUUCAAAUGUCUGGAGUGACCCCCCUUACGAGUGACAAAGUACACAUGAAUUGGAAAGUAGCUUAACUGAUCUCACAUGCCCUGUGGGCUCCUUAUUAAUGUUUGAAACUGGCCAUAUUUUACUCAGGGUAUUGACUUUCACACAAAUAAGUGACUUGCUAGAUAAGAAGAUUAUUUUAUUGUGUGAAUGGUUAUUAAAGGUAGGGCUGACUUAUUUUUUCUAACUGCUUGGGCAGUUAAACUACUAUUACCUUUCUUCAAAGCUUGUUGACAUUUUCAUGUUAAAAACACGAACAAAAGAAAUGUGACAUUGCAGCUAUUCCUUUCAUUUGCUGAUUUAGUUAUCCUUGCUUCUUACUGGAGCUCUGAAAAGGAGAACAAUAACAAUAGUCUGUUAAUUUUACAGCCAGUAAAGGGUAGAUAUGCAUCUUCAAUUCUUAACAGUUGAUCAAUUUGACAAAUUCAAUAUAUCUGUUGAAGCUAAAUUAUUUGUACUGUUAGUUUAAGCUUAUGGCCACAAUGUACACUCAUUACUUUGGCUAUAGUAUUGCCAGGCCUUUAUAUUGCCAAAGGCCAUUUUAUUGCAUCUGUUUGCUCCAAUUAUCUUUAUUGUCUAAAAUAAAUAUUUUUUUUCCUAUAGUCAUUUAUGCCUGUUGGGGAACAAUAUUUAUGCAUGAAGGUCAACAGCUAAAAUUAUCAAUACAAAGUAAGCUAUGAAAUGUUUGUGAUGACUUACUGAGAAGCCUUUAAGGAUUUCACCAUGUUCUGCUUUUUGAUCUGUUGCUGAUACUACCAUUUUUGAAGCUACAAACUGUGAUAAUUCAUGUGCAAGAAACUAUGAACCUACUGAUAUUACUUCCUAUGAAUCAACUUUAACUGGUGGGGUUUUGGAGUACAGGAAAUAUUAUAGGUCAGUUUAUUAUGGACACUUGACAAAUGGAAACUGUUUAUUUAUUUUGUUAUAAUAUUAGUAUUUAUAUUUAUGUAUUAAAUAAUUAUUUUUGUUUGAGGUACAGUUAACUGCGUUUGAAAAAGCAAUAAUCAAGUAGACAUUUUAAUUAUUUUUUAUAUUAUAAUCUGCAAUCCUCUUGUGAUGCAAAGCAGAAAAACUUAAUUAUUAGGAUCAGAAAUAUAAAACUCCUUAAGUAUUAUCAGACCAAUGCUCUUGGUUGGUUUAUUUUUCUAUAUUUGCUUUACUUAUUGCAACCAAAUUUGCGUGAAAAGAAAACACCUGAAAUUUUCUGUGGGAUAUACUUUACUUUAAACAUAUUUUAUUUCCAAGUAAUGACAUUGUACAAAUAUAUAAAUUGGUCCAUACAUACAUAAUGGAAAAAGGGUUAGACCAAGUUGUGGGAUAUAAAGUCUUGUUUGCACAAUGUAUUAUAAUUUAUUGGUAAUUGGUAAUUCAUUUACCAAGAUUAUUUGUGUAGAAUAUUUGCAAAAUAAAGAUUAUCUGAGAAUGAAGUGUAUACCAGAGUAUAUACAUAUUUCCAUUAGUAAGUGUCAAUUUUUUGUUACCAGCAAUCUUGUUCUAUAUUUUACGUACAAAGAUGGGGAAUGACCGUCUUCCACCCGAGAUUCAUUAGAAGAAUAUCAGUAGCAGUUAUCAAAUUUUUAAAACAUUAGAUGUAACAUUUAUUUUGCCUGCUGAUGGGUGUGUGCUGUUUAGGUGGGAAAUGAGUCAAGAUAAAACUGAAAAUCUGAUGAUUCCAUCCUUACAUCAUGUGUAUGUUUUUUUUGUUGAUGACUAAAAGGAUGUAAUCUUGAUCCCAAUAUGCAAUAAUGGGUCUGCACAGGCUGGUAAGGAGCUAUGCCGUCCACUAUAAAGUCAGGCAAGUUUUAUAUCCUCAUAAGCUGACAGGACAGCUCCUGACUCGACUGCACAGAUGCCCAAGUUGGGCUGGAGUUACUUUUGCUUCUAAUGGCAUCAGACCUAUUUUUGCAUCAUUCCGGUCACUUAAGUACACUAUCUUAAAAGAAAGAAUCACUUUUCAGCAGAUAAUGAUAAAUGUUUGCAAACUUGAUUCCUGAUACCUGAAGUGAAUGUUCUUCAAUCUUACUUGGUUGCACACUACUACUGUAUAAUUACUGGAAACAGUCCGCUAAUUAGAACGUACUGGUGCAUCACUAAGUCAUAUAUUGAGAACAUUUAUUUCUGUUUGGGGUUUGAACAAUUUCUUUGUGCAAUUUUUAAUCCAAAUGUUGUUUUUAAAAUUCUCUUCUACAUAGAAAAUAUUAAUAUAUUUUGAAUUGCAUGUUGUAAACUAAUAUAUUGUACUAUAGUUAAUUUUAGUUUAUGUGUGUGAAUGUCAUAUUUUAACAACUUAUUUAUUAUUAUAUAAAAGAUGUACAUAGAUUUUCUGAAAUCAAAAUUUUUGUUUAUGAAAUUAAAAUUGAUAUUUAACUGUUUGAACGUGAUAUUUUUUUAAUGGAAUGGACACGAUUUUUGUCCGUGAAAAAUCUGUAAUAUUAAACUUGUCAAUGGAAGCAAACUGUUUGCAUAUAAGUAUCUGAUUUAAAAUGUUAAAAUGUGUCCAUGUACAAUGUUUGUUAAACAAAGACAUGCAAUCCUAUUUUAUCCAGAACUGAUACAAACAGAUUGGUGAUUGUUUGUGUGAAUCCAGACAGUGUUUUUCCAUCAUAUUUAAACUACAAACCGGUGAAGUGCAAAUAGGAAGGUAUAGAUCUACCUUGUUGUGCACCUUAUAAAUCAAUUUUUACGAUAAUAUUAGAACUGAGAAGAAUAACUGGUAUGCUUGUGCAUCUACUAUGGAUGAAUAAGUGAAAAUAAGUGCUUGUUUCGAACAGGAAUUUUACACAUUUUUAUUCAGCCACCGUCUUGUGGUGUCUUGUUGUGGGAGUUAAAAGAAUGUAUGUUACUGUUAUUUGGGAUGCUGGUAGUAUGAAAUGUGUUAAUUUUGUGAACAUUAUGAAAUUGAAACACUUAUUCCUUUCUGUCAGUCAUGAUCUUCAUUUUAAAAUGAAUAAAAAAAUGUAAAAACGAUAAAGAAAUAAAAAUUAUAAAACUUU